This is a messenger RNA of Hansenula anomala, 897 nucleotides long. RefSeq names its product palmitoyl-protein thioesterase family protein. The transcript has a single exon. Gene Ontology annotation, molecular function: palmitoyl hydrolase activity; thiolester hydrolase activity. Lineage: Eukaryota; Fungi; Ascomycota; Saccharomycetes; Phaffomycetales; Wickerhamomycetaceae. The coding region runs from base 1 to 897 and encodes 298 amino acids. The record is from RefSeq and is a predicted model, not a curated record. Gene Ontology annotation, cellular component: lysosome.
AUGCAUGUCUUAAAGCUCUUGACUGAAUCACUAGGAUUCAGUGCACUCCCACAACAAGAAUCAUCUAAGGAACUUAGACCAGUCGUGUUUUGGCAUGGGAUGGGGGAUACUUAUAACUCAUCCGCAAUGCAACGUGUGUUCUCUACAAUCCAUUCAGCGAAUCCAGACUUAUUCAUACAUUCCAUUUAUAUCAAUGAAGAUGAAUCAAAAGAUCAACAGGCUUCGUUAAUAGGGAAUGUAAAUGAUGAAGUUGAGAUUGCUUGUGCUCAACUUGAAUCAAUCCCUGAGUUGCAAAAUACACAAUUUGAUUUUAUUGGGUUUUCACAAGGUGGUAUAUUUGCUAGAGCCGCAAUUGAAAGAUGUGGCUUAGAUGUUCAUACUUUGAUUACUUUUGGUUCACCUCAUGCUGGGAUUUCAGAUUUACCAAGAUGUGAUGAUUCUGAUUGGUUUUGUAAAAGAAAGAAUGCAAUUUUGAAAAGACAAGUUUGGAAAAAAAAUGUUCAAAAUUCAAUUAUUGCAGCUCAAUUUUUCAGAGAUCCUUUAGAUUAUGACAAUUACUUGGAAAAUUCAAUAUUUUUAGCUGAUGUCAAUAAUGAAAGAUUUGAAAAGAAUAUGACAUAUGUUGAAAAUCUCAAAAAUUUGGAAAAAUUGGUGUUGGUUAUGUUUAGUCAAGAUGAAACAAUUGUACCAAAAGAAAGUGCAUGGUUCUACGAUCAAGAUAAGUCUUCUGGAGAAACUAUUCAAUUCAAAGAUACAGGUUUUUUCAAGCAAGAUUUGAUAGGACUAAAACAUCUUUAUGACCAGGACAAGAUUGAGUUUCUAACAAUUGAUGAUAGACAUAUGGCAAUUGGUGAUGACUUUUUGAAAAAAAUAACUGAGAAAUAUCUUGGAGUGUAA